This is a messenger RNA of Morone saxatilis (striped sea-bass), 3278 nucleotides long. It is a transcript of the gene gnb1l, whose product is annotated as guanine nucleotide binding protein (G protein), beta polypeptide 1-like. Gene Ontology annotation, molecular function: protein binding. The coding region runs from base 153 to 1139 and encodes 328 amino acids. The record is from RefSeq and is a predicted model, not a curated record. The transcript has 7 exons. NCBI's taxonomy places the organism in Eukaryota, Metazoa, Chordata, Actinopteri, Moronidae.
UUCAGCUCCGGCGCAUGUUUUGUAACCCUUCCUCUAAAGAUGGCUUUCUCUCUCUGACUACUGUCAACACAGCGGUGUCUCACUGAAAUGUGGGUGUCGUGACAUGUGCUCGCGGCCUCCUUGCGUCCUUACAUUGAUUGCACGACCCAGGGAUGUCUCGUCCUGCUCCGUCUCCCAUCUACACCCUGAGGGGGGCUGGCGGGCCCCUCAACACCCUCCACUUUAGCUGCCAUGGAGGGGACACUCCCCUCCUAUUUUCUGGGUCAGGGAAGGGUGCCAUCCAUAUCUGGAACCUGAACACCAGGAGGCCUGAGAGGAUUCUGGAGGGUCAUUCUGGAAGCUCGGUCAUCUGGGUCAGCACAGUGCAGGCUAGAGAUACCCUCAUCAGUCAGGGACGGGACAUGCAGAUCUGUCUGUGGGAUCUGAGCCAAGGUCGCAGUGAGGUGGUGGACUCUGUGUGGACCGGCAGUGUUGGAUUCUGCCAGUGCUCCAUGCUGGAGACGAGCCCUGAAAACUACCUGCUGGCCUUCGCUGGACAACAGACAGAGGAGAUCAAGAUUAUUGAGCUACCCAGUAAGACCCCAGUCUGCACCCUGGUACCUGAUGCUAAGCUGGGGAUGGUCAUGUGCAUCAAACUGUGGCAGCCAGACUCUGGGCCCGGACCUCUCCUGUUGGCUGGAUACGAGGACGGUUCCCUGUUGCUGUGGGAUGUAACCCAGAGGUCCAAGCUGAGUCAAGCCAAAGCCCACCCUGAGCCUGUCAUGUGCCUGACCUUUGACACCGAGCGUCUGAGGGGCAUAUCGGGCUCUUCUGAGAAGAAACUCUCCUCCUGGAUGCUGGACAGACAGAACAACCUGCAGCUCCAGGACUGUGUGACGCUGGUCAACCCUGGGGUUUCCCAGCUGUGUAUCAGGGGGGACGGUAAGCUUCUGGCGUCAGCUGGCUGGGACCAUCGGGUGCGGGUGUUUGGGUGGAAGAAGCUGCGGCCGCUGGCUGUGCUUCAGUACCACACUGACAUGGUGCAAAGCGUUGCCUUCUCUGACCAUCAGGACCCCAGACAAAGACUGCUGGCUGGCGGGUCCAAGGACCAGCGGAUAAGCCUGUGGUCAAUAUACAACCAGGGAGCUGACACUGGCUGAGCCUUUGAGCUUUGGGAAGAUAUAUGGACUUUUAAUCAAUACUGUCUUAACCCUAAUUUGCACUGAUGGUGGUGUGACCCAAAAUGGUGUCAGUGGCCAAAAAUCAAUGGCUCAAUAUCUAGAUAUAUGGACUAUUAUACCUGUCUCUUGAUAUCGAGGUCUUGCAUUAAUGUCGCCAUCUAGCAGUAAGCGAUAUUGAAGCAUGCAUAAAUAACAAUGGCUUAAUAAAUGUUUUGUUAUUAUUUCACCUGAGCUAUAAAAAUACAGUAGUAAAAUAAGGGAAAUACAUUUAUGUGACACACUGCAAGUUGUUUGCAUUCAUAAAAACAGUAGCAUCCGCAAGGAAGCUAACUUAACUUUAGUGACAUCUGGAUCUAGAAACCUGGUGAAUAAAGCGCCUGUUGUCCAUAUCGGUAUGAGUUCAAAUUCAUCCCACACGACGAGCCACCCCUUUUCUUUUUUUAUUAGCUAAUGUGCCUCACAUUACGGUAAACAAUGCAUCCUGCUGCAGGAUUCCUGAGAAUAGACACUGGUCAAAUAUGCUGCGCAGCGUAAUAUCCUGAAUAAGAACUGGUGUUUGAACUCAAUCAUAGCUGAUUAUAUUUAGUUCAUAUUAUAAACUAAAAUUACAUUAACUACUGCAUUAGUAGCCUAUGUUUACAGACUCAUUGUACCAUUUUUUCCAAUAACAAAUCCAAAUGCCAUUCCUCAAACAAUGUGUACACUUAACAUCUGAAGUAAAAAAGUCAAUAUUUGUAAUAUAAUAAGUACAAAUGCUUAACUCUGGGUUUGGGACUACUAUUCAUGUUAUUUGUUUUUUUACACAGCCUAUGUCUUACAUAUUGUACAUUUUCUUUAAUAAGGUUUUUUCAUGUAGCAGUCAUGAAUGCAUCUACAUGCACAAAGUACAUGAGAGUAUAGAUUUCUGCCCACCAGUAUGACUGCUGUUGGAGACUGUGACAUUAACUGCAGGACAAUAAUGAGUGUGCAAUUAAUGUGAAGAUCAUAAAACGGAAAGUUAGACAGAGGCCUCAUUAUCACAACAUAAUUCAGUAUUUCUAGUGUGUAAAAAAAUAUACACCUUCAAAUAUUUAUAGACACAGUCCAUCUUAAAAUGUGAGGCCAAUUAAAAUAUCUGCUAUAUUUGAAAUAGUUCAUUAGGACUUUUGUAGCCCUCUGUUUGCUAAAGCCUUUUGUGAGGUUCUGUGCAGCUAUGUGAUUGUGUUGACUUAUCUGAUGGGAGUUUUGCUCCAGUGGAUUUGAAUUUGAGGUAUACGACGCACCUGAGCAGCUAUGUAAUCUCGUGUUGUUAUUCUAGCAGGUCUUGGCUUAACACAGGCCCUCCAGCCUGACCUGAGCAGUAUUUGUCAAACAAGGUUAAUCACAGCAGGGGCAUAAAGAACAGAGAGCUGUUGGUUUAGUGGAGGUGCUGAUCUGCAGAUGCUCUCCUUGGUCCAGAAUUAUCUGUUUAGGAGCUGAUUUUGUUUUCCUUAACAAGUAUCAACUCUUAGUAAAUCAAAAAGAUCAGAAAGAAUGAGGAACUCUACAUUAACUGCUAAAGAAUUUAAGAGAAGUAGUUUAAAUAAAACCAUUGUUAACUCCUGCAUUUACUCCAUCCGUAAUGCUAAAUACAGAUGUCUUUUUUAAGAAACUGACAUUUGUCAUGAACAAGGCCAAGGGUCUUGUUGUGAAAGUCCCAGGGAAGAUAGAGAGGUGUUGUUUUUCUGUCCACUGUCUCUAAUAAUAUUUCUGUGUGUCAAUGAGCAGCAUGGGAGCCUGUCUGUUACAACACCGUGCCGAGAGCCCAGGGGCCGGGGCUUCAAGCAUUAGACGUUCUGCUUAAUAAAGGCUUUGUCUCCUGGGAUGACCUCAAGUUGAGAAGCUCAUCAUGCUGUACAGGAAAGGUCUGAGAAAUCAAAGGGCCAGACUAGCAUAAUGGCCACGAAUCAUUAGCGAACAGAGGAAAGACAAGGUCAUUCGCUAGACAAGCUCCCUUGCUGUGACGCUACUGGAAAAAAGAGUGUGUAACUGCAGGUUUUGUUUGUUUUCUUUCUUAUAUUCAAAUGUAUGUUUUGGAUGUUUGUACUUGUUGAAAACCCUCUGAUGUAAUUUUAAAAAAAUACAUGGAAUAAGACCUUU